UGCCGAAAGACACGCGGUUUCCCUGCGUCCUUGGCAGUGGGUUGCCCUUCGCUGCUGGCAGAGACAAGCCGCCCAAACUCCUGCCCCUAUCCCGGUCAUCUCUCAGCUGUACCAACAAUACCGAGAUGCAACAUUUGUUUACUUCUCUUGAGCUGAAGUCCUUCACUGGGCAUUGCUAGAUCUUGCACAAACUUGCCCCUCACCUCUGGACAAUACUGUGACACAUCCCGGGACGGCUCAUCCACCUCUUUCACCCUCAGCUCUCCAACACCUCCUGCCGCGUGAGUCAGCUCUGCCGCUCUUACUAGGCUGCCGUUCCAGAACGUUUCCCUUGUGGGCCAUCUUUUUGGUCUCCUCCCAAAGGUCACCUUUGACGCAUUCCACCAGUGCCUGGACUAUAAUGCUCCACAAAGGUGCGUGAAAACAGCUGACAGACGAAGAUUGAGGGGCAACUUGGCAGCCACAGUCAACCUGGACUGGCAGCUGCAGCAUCCCAGCGUGGAAAGCUGAAGACGGGAGAAACAUGGAGAAUACAGGAGGAAGAGUCUUUAGUGGGAAACGGACCAACUUAGCAGGGGUGCAUCAGCUUCCAGUGGUGCAGAAGUUGGUGGAGUCUCGGGCCCAACUGCAAGAGGAAAAGUUGCAGCUGCAGCAACAGUUACUGUUGCUGCAGGAGAAACUUGCUGUGCGAGAGAGCAGCCCACUCACUCAGGCUGCGCAGCUGCAGAACAAGACAGAAAGCCUGAAGGACAGACUCCCAAGCCCCGCUCAGGAGAUGAACAGGCUUCAUUCUGCGCUGGGUGGCACAGACCUGGAGAAGCACCGGGACCUCUUGGUUGCAGAAAACGUGCAUUUAAAGCAGGAGAUAAAGCUGUGUGAAGCCCAUCUGCAGGAGCUGAGGAAGCAUUCGGUGAGAUGCAUCAACUGUGCACACAGCCAGGAGAACCUAAAGUUGCAGGAGAAGCUGGCACAAGUAAAGCAGGAAGCGGAAGAAGCAAAAGGACGCCUUUCUGAGUUGGACCUGGAGGUGGAGCAGAAAACCAACCGUCUCGCGGAGGUAGAACUGCGGCUGAAGGACUCCUUAGCAGAGAGGGCCGAGGAGGAGGAGCGGCUGAGCCGGAGACUACGGGAUAGCCAGGAAGUGAUAGCAAGCCUCAAGGCCCAGCCUCAUCAGGUCAAGUAUGUCAUCAAAACGGUGGAAGUUGAGUCCUCCAAGACCAAGCAAGCCCUCUGUGAAGCCCAGUCACGGAACCGGUACUUGCAGGACCAAGUUGGAAUGCAGAGGCAAGUGCUGAAGGAGAUGGAGCAGCAACUGCAGAACUCUCAGAAGGCAGCAGCCCAGCUCAGGGCCCAGGUUAAGGUGUAUGAAUCCGAGUUAGAACGAUCCCAUGAGCAGAUGCUGGAAGAGAUGCAGAACAUGGAGGAGGACAAGAACCGAGCCAUUGAAGAAGCUUUUGCUCAAGCACAAGUAGAAAUGAAAGCUGUCCAUGAAAAUCUGGCAGGAGUGCGGACCAAUCUGCUAACGCUCCAACCGGCUCUUCGUACUCUCACCAAUGACUACAAUAGCUUAAAGCGCCAGGUCAGAGAGUUCCCUGUUCUGCUUCAAGAAGCCUUACGGAGCGCCAAGGCUGAGAUUGGGCAGGCCAUUGAAGAGGUGAGCACCACCAAUCAGGAGCUGCUGAGGAAAUACAGAAAGGAGCUGCAACUCCGGAAGAAAUGUCACAAUGAGCUGGUGCGAUUGAAAGGUAAUAUCCGAGUGUUUGGCCGUGUUAGGCCAAUACGAGUAGAGGAUGGUGAAGGGCCAGAAGCUGUAAGUGCAGUGACAUUUGAUCCUGAUGAUGACGCUGUCCUACAUCUGGUGCACAAAGGGAAGCUGGUGUCAUUUGAACUGGACAAAGUUUUCCGUCCAGAAGCAACACAGGAAGAUGUCUUCCAAGAAGUUCAGGCUCUGAUCACAUCAUGCAUUGAUGGUUACAACGUUUGUAUUUUUGCCUAUGGACAAACUGGUGCUGGCAAGACAUACACAAUGGAGGGGACUCUGGAAAACCCUGGGAUCAACCAGCGGGCUCUGCAGCUUCUCUUCUCCGAAGUGCAGUCCAAAGCCCCUGACUGGAAUUACAGGAUCACUGUCAGUGUAGCCGAAAUCUAUAAUGAAGCUCUCAGAGAUUUGCUUGGAAAGGAGCCUCAGGAGAAGCUGGAGAUCAGACUCUGCCCAGAUGGCAGUGGACAGCUUUAUGUUCCAGGCUUGACAGAGUUCCCGGUUCAUAGCGUUGAAGACAUCAACCAGGUCUUCGAGUUUGGUCAUAUCAACCGAGCAACUGAGUACACCCACCUGAAUGAGCACAGCUCCAGAUCUCAUGCCCUCCUCAUGGUCACAGUGAGGGGAAUCGAUUGCAGCACAGGAAUAAGAACUGCAGGGAAGCUGAAUUUAGUAGACCUGGCAGGAUCUGAGCGUGUGGGUAGAUCUGGUGCAGAAGGGAACAGGUUGCGUGAGGCUCAAUACAUCAACAAGUCGCUCUCGGCUUUGGGAGAUGUGAUCUACGCGCUGCGCUCCCGCCAGGGCCACGUGCCGUUCCGUAAUUCCAAGCUAACCUACCUCCUCCAAGAUUCUCUCAGUGGUGAGAGCAAGACCCUCAUGAUGGUCCAGGUUUCUCCAGUUGAGAAGAAUACAAGCGAGACACUCUGUUCCCUCAAGUUUGCCGAGAGGGUUCGCUCCGUGGAACUGGGCCCUGGUGCUCGGAGGGCAGAACUGGGCUCCUGGACCAGCCAGGAGCACUUAGAGGUAGACCCCUCUGCUGCCGUACAGCCCUGCAUCCGAACGCAGCCUUCCCCUCGAACAGGGCGUUCAAGCUCACUUCGGGCAAAGCUCCAGACUGCAGCCUGGAAUUAAGAGAUGCUCUGUUUGCCUCCAGGGAAACCGAGGCCAAUUCCUGUGUGAAAACUGGUUGUGAGGAAAAGGUGUUUUCAGAGAGGACUUUGGGAAACCGUGCCAGCUUCUGGGGCUGCUUCUGGGAAUGACAAAGACGUCCAGGUGUCUGGACCAUCCACUGCUGGCAGUGGGGCAGGGCGGUUGGGUCCAUGUGGACUUCAGGAAAGGGUCGUUUCCUGAUGGAUACAGAUGAUUUUUAACAGUUUUUUUUUUUUUUAAGAGAGAGCAGAGGUUCUAAACCCACUCUGCUCAUGUACCCUUUCCUUUCUCUUUCAUUUUUAUUUGAAUAAAAUGUUGCACCCAGUUGCUAAAAUGUUGCACCCAUCUAUCUGCCAUCUCAAUCUUAAAUGCUACUGAAGGGCAAUAUGAAAACUACAAUUGAAAUAUAGUCAGGCAGAGUUGAAGGAAUACUGAGUUACACUUUUGUCUCGCGUACUAUUAACUCUUGGCAGAGGCUAAAGGCAUUUCUCUUCCCAGAUUUUUAAAAAAAUCUGUCAUAGAGUAAGUGUUGGAUAGUCAGCUUAGAGCUCCUGCAAAAUACAGAUUAAAUAGAUUUGCUUCAAUUUUUUUACAUUCUACCCUGCUUUCUGGAGAAAGAACGACAUCAAUGAAUAGCUCAAUAGCACUAGGCAAUUUCCUACGACAUACAAACUUGAAAGAAAAAAAAACAGAAUAAAGCAGUGAGUUAAAUUUAGGCCCUCAUCCAGCUGGGGAUUAUUUAGGUAGAGAUGAUAUGCAUAGCUGGUGGGCAAAGAUGAUAAUCUUAUUACUCUGACUAAACUGGUAUCUUAAAAUCCUCUACCCAUUUAUGGAGUCGCAAGAUGAUACAAGGUGAGGUCAUGUUUGGUGACUGUCAGUGAUGCCCCUGUAGUUUUACCUUCUGCUUCAGCCAGGAUUAUCCGUUCUUCUGGAAGACAGGGUUGGAACACACUGAGCUGAACAAACAAGCUGGCGGCUGCUGAAACAAUCCAGAAGAAUGAAGCAAAGGAAAGGUACUUUUGGUAGCCGCCGCCGCCGCCUCCUCUCUUCUUUCUUCUUGAAACAGAAAAACUGGUACUCAGCAUGACUUAGCCUGUUUUUUUUUUUUGGUAUAAAUAUAAAAUUUACAUCUACAAAUAAAAGUUGAGAUAGCUGCUCUGCAACUACUAUAUCAGAAAUACGGAGUCCUAUCUAAAUUUCCUCUAAAAAUGUCUACUUUUUUUUCCAACUUGCAGACUGUUCCCAAAAAUACUUAAAUAAAAAUAUA
Python bivittatus (Burmese python) is the source of this 4175-nucleotide messenger RNA. The record is from RefSeq and is a predicted model, not a curated record. Lineage: Eukaryota; Metazoa; Chordata; Lepidosauria; Squamata; Pythonidae.